UGCAAACAGAGCCACACAAAGCUGAAUCAGAAACUUGAGUUGCAGGAAACCUUUUCUUUUGGAUUUUCCUUUUGAUUAUAUGGAAAUCAGUGGAGAGUUAAUCAGAAUAUUUGGGUGUAUGUCUAUAUGAGGAGUUGCUUGUAUGGAAGAAAUAGCAAAGAACAGGUUCUCUUUCCCAGAAGGGAUGCUGGGACUAAGGUUGUUUUUUUCCAAGUGAUAAUGUUCUGGUAAAAAGAUUCUUGGGAAGAACUCGCUAAAUGGAUAGACAUCAGGGAUGGAUAUGGCUGGCAUUCAGGCUUUUAGCCUUUAUAGAUCUUGGGUUUGGCUACUUCAUCAUAGAAGGUCCCCAAAAUUUAACUGUUCUAGUUGGUUCAGUGGCCCGGUUUAAUUGUACAGUGUCAGAGGGGUGGCCAGUUUUGAUAUGGCUUUUUGAUGGAAACCCUAUAUUGACUGUACUGAAUAAUGGAACACCUAUUAUAACGCAAAAGAAAUACAAUCAGGAAGGUUUUAAAAAUGGUUCCGAGUUCACUUCAGAACUGAAGAUUUUUGAUGUCCAACUGAAUGAUUCUGGAGAAAUAAAAUGCAGUAUCCAGAAUGAAGUUAACAAUAAUUAUGCAUUUCUUUCUGUUCAAGUGAAUGGAUCUUUGACUAUCAAAGAUAGCAACUUGACAGUAAGAAAAAACCAAACAACUGAAAUAGUUUGUGAAGCUCUUGGAUGGGCUCCUGCUCCACACAUUUUCUGGAUGGUAAAUAAUAUUUCAUUAGAUAAUUCAAUGUACAUUGCCAACCAGAGUCAAGGAUCAAAUGGCUUGUACAACGAAGAGAGUAUCUUAACCCUGACACCAAUGACCAGUGGCAUUGUAACUUGCUUAGCUGUUAUAGAUGCACUCUCUAAACCUCAGUACGCAGCUGUGACUCUUAUUGUGUAUGAACCUCCUUCAACAUCGGACAAUGAUGGACGAAUCCGAACUAUAAUUUUAGCGGUUGUGUUGUCAGUUGUUGGUUUCCUGCUUCUGAUCCUUCUUAUUCUGCUUAUUAUAUGCUGCUGCAAAAGAAGGAAAGAAUCCAACUAUCGUAAGGAGAUGAGAAAGGUAUCAGAAAAGAAAGCUACUGAUAGAAAUUUGGAGACAAUGAGACACAGUGGACAGGCAAAUUAUGCCUACAGUCCUGAGGAAACAGAGUAUUCUGAGCAAGUGGCAGGAGUUCCCUCUUUCUUUCCAGAUAACUCUAGCUUGUAUGGUCCAAAACAAGAUUUAGAAGUGACCCCUACAUCACAGGUUUCUUAUAAUGGACAUCAUGAUGGAGUACUUCCCUCAAGAACUACUGCUUACCCAAUCAUUCUAAGAAAAAUCAGAAAUGUGACACAUGUAUAGGAAAUAUCUGAGUACCACAUUUUCCAAAGCAGAAGUUGUCUUUCUCUUGUUUCACUGCUCAUAUAUAUAUAUAUAUGAUCAUAAGUGCAUUUCUUUGCUAUUCUUGGUGAAUCUUGGUGCAUCAACCCAAAGAUUCAACAUCUUUACCAGAACUGCAUUUUCCUUUGUUUUAUCUGCAAACCAUCAAGGUCCACUUAAUGAGAAAAUGUAAUUAAGGAGGCAUCAUCUGCUGUCUUUUUCUACAGAUAUGUGGGACUAGAGCAGCCUUUCCCAACCAGUGUGCCUCCAGAUGUUGUUGGACCACAACUCCCAUCUUUCCUGACCAUUGGCAAUGCUGGCUGAGGCUGAUGGGAGUUGUGGUCCAACAACAUCUGGAGGCACACUGGUUGAAAAAGGCUGGACUAGAGACUUAUAUAUAAGCAUUUAUUACACAGGGGAAAUAACAUUUGAAUUUAAGAUUGGAAAAAUGAGAAAUUGAGAGAACCAAAAUUGACAGUUCCUUCCAUCCCUACCUCUCAAGCUGUGACUGCCCCAACACUGGGCCAUAAUUAGGUUUGAACAAAGCCUUCUAUUGCUUACAAUAGAAGAUUUAUUUCAAGCCUAAUUGCAACAGGAGGAGAGGGUGACACUGCAGGCACCAGUGAAGGCCUUAUCAGGUGUGUGUGUGCCCAUCGGCACUGCAUUGAUGACCCUAGGGCAGCGUUUCCCAACUAGUGGGCCACCAGAUGUUGUUGGACCACAAUUCUCAUCUUUCCUGACCAUUGGUAAUGCUGGCUAAGGCUGAUGGGAGUUGUGGUCCAACAACAUCUGGUGGCCCACUGGUUGGGAAAGGCUGCCCUAGGGCUACCAUGAAGGGUGUUAGGCUCCUCUCCUUGGUAGAUCAAAAAUUGUGCAAGAAUAUUCAUGUACUGAAUUUUAUGUUGUUGUCUAGUUUUUCCAUUUGUUCAAACAAAAUAUUGCCAUGGAACACUGUACAUAGAUGGGACACAGAGAAACAAAUGUUCCAUAACUAUACAUUGUUUCAGUCCUGUGUAAGCUUACCUCAUGUUUUCCUCUUCAGUUUUGUAUUUCACAUAGAAGAAGAAGAUGUCACCUGAAUUCACUGACUCAUACCUAUUUAAAAAUAGCAAUAGCUUGGCACAAUUCUUUUCCUUGACAAUAGAAAGAAGCAUUGAGUUUGAGCAGGCUGCUAUACUUAAGGAUGCAGAAUUUCAACAGUGCUAGUGAUUGCUAAUCACAAUAUUGACAGUAAAUAUUUAAUUGCUCAUUUUAUAGGACAGAGCCUCAAGCUAUACCUCAUUUCAAAUAUUUAUGGAGUGAUUGAGCAAAACUCCUUGGCUGGCAAUGAUAAAGUUUAUAGUUUAAGCAAAAUUCUUGUAACAAGUUUUGUAAAACACAUCCAGCUUGUCUUAAUAUUAGUUGUAUCAGGUUCCUUAUAUGAACUACAGAUGAAUUAAUUCUGUAAAGUUAAAAGGUUAAUCUCAUUGCUUGCUCUGGAGUGAGUUAGCUGCCAAGGCAGAAAAUUCAUAAUAUUGGAGUGAAAGCCAUGAGGGAAAAUAACACAAUAACUCAUAUUGUAUUGAGUACCUCAGCAAUUUAAGCACAACAUUGUGUUUAUUGAUUUCAUUUUUCCAUAAGAACCUAGGGAAUUUGUAACACUGUGGUUUGUAUAUAUUUUCCAUUCACUUAUUUUAAGAACAGUGUAUAACUUCCUACCAGUUUCAGGACACAGCCAAGGGCUAUCCAUUCUUCUCAUUACUAAUUGUUGUGGGAAAACAAAUAUUGUGGAAGGGCUGUAGCUCAGUGGUAGAGAACCUGCCUUGCAUGCAGAAGGUCCGAGGUUCAAUCCCUGACAUCUCCAGGUAGGCUGGGACAGAGUUCUACCUGAAACCCUGGAGAGCUGCUGCUAGUCAGUGUAGACAAUACUGAGCUAGAUGGACCAAUGGUUUAACUCAGUAUAAGGCAGCUUCCUAUGUUCCUAUACACCUGUACAGCAAAAAAAAAAAAAAGGCCAGUUACAGCAAAAGGUAAAGGAAACUAAGUGUGCAUUAAAUAUAUGGUGUGGCUGUGACCUUGAAGAGACUGUGGAGAGUGUAGUAUGUUUUUCUACAUAUAGUUGUUGUGUGAAGGAAUUAUAACAUAUUGGGGAGCAGUUUCUCAAGAAACAAAUAAAAUGACUAACUAGUCAUUACUUUCAGACCCACAGUUAGUUUCUCACAUUCCCAAAUGUGCUUAGUGUUGUUAAUAUUUGAGGGAACUACCAAAACUGGAAGUGGUAACUUCUUUUAAAAUUGUAGCAGCUAGGCUAGUCAUUUGCUAAAAACUGGAAGGUAUUGUGUACUAAUGUACUGGACAGUUGGUUCCAAAAAAUAUGGAGAGUGGCAUUAAUGGAAAAACUCACAUACAAAGUGUUUGUGAAAAGAAAUGAACAGUUUUCAAACAGCCUGGAAUUGCUUUAGACAUGCAGCUAAGUUGGAACAUGGGUGUAAAUCACCAUUGAACCAUGGACACCUUUGAAAAGACGGCCUGGGCUAAGAAUUGAGGAGAAGUAAUUCUGGAACAGAUGUAAACUUUACUUAGUUAAUGAAAAGAAUCUUUGUAAUCCUGAAUCUUUCACUGAUGAUGUUGUUAUUGAUCAUGAAUGAAUAAACAAUUUUAAACAGUUAACAA
Rhineura floridana is the source of this 4043-nucleotide messenger RNA. It is a transcript of the gene IGSF5, whose product is annotated as immunoglobulin superfamily member 5. The record is from RefSeq and is a predicted model, not a curated record. The coding region runs from base 258 to 1373 and encodes 371 amino acids. Gene Ontology annotation, biological process: cell-cell adhesion. The transcript is spliced from 9 exons. NCBI's taxonomy places the organism in Eukaryota, Metazoa, Chordata, Lepidosauria, Squamata, Rhineuridae.